Messenger RNA from Tetranychus urticae (two-spotted spider mite), 2178 nucleotides. RefSeq names its product pleckstrin homology domain-containing family F member 2. Lineage: Eukaryota; Metazoa; Arthropoda; Arachnida; Trombidiformes; Tetranychidae. Gene Ontology annotation, cellular component: early endosome. Gene Ontology annotation, molecular function: metal ion binding; phosphatidylinositol binding. The record is from RefSeq and is a predicted model, not a curated record. Gene Ontology annotation, biological process: endosome to lysosome transport; endosome organization.
UUGGUCCAAAAACAAAAUAUUGCUGAUCGGGUAAAUGUUAACCAUUUUGAAUUCAAAUUCUGGAUCAACGUUGCUUCAAUUAGCAAAUGCUACUCUAAUUAAGUCACACGAGGGCUAUACGUGCAAUAUCAAAGCUGUGAGUUUGAUUAUCAUUUAAUUAAACCUUUGCUUGGUAACUGUUACAUAAUGCAAUAUAAUACUGAGCACUGUCCAGCGAUAAUAAACAACCUUUGAAAUAAACUUGAAAUCAGGUAAAAUAUACCUUAUAUUGAGUUCAAUUGCACAAGAAACCAAAAUAGGAAUUUUAUUUGAGGUGAAAAAUUUAUCAAAAAUAAUCGUUGAAUAUUGUCAACCUAAUUAAAUAAUUAGAUUGUAAGCAAUUCUAGUUAAUUCAAAAUCUGACUCACAGCGUGAUGAAUUAUUCAUCAUUAGCAACAUUUUUUUUACUCGUCAAUGUUUUCUGAUCAAAUUUGCUUGAAGGGGUUCAAUUUGGUAACGAUAUUGAUGACGAUUGCUGUGGUGGUGAUGAACAUAGAAACAUCUGAAAUUGAUUUAAACAAAAAAAACACCUACCUACAAGCUAGUACAUCAGGUAAUUUCAUUGAUUUGUCACCAUCUCUUUAUCAUUACGUCAAAUCAUCAGCGGUGUUAUUAUUUCUUAUUCAUUUUGUAUACAAGCUCUCCAUUUGUCACAACCGUGAAACUCAACGAUUCCAAUAACAUUCCAAUAUUAUCCAUUCUAUACCAAUAAAGGUUUAUACUUCUUGUCACACCCUUGUUUAUUUUUUACAUUAUUUUAUUUUAAUUUCAAAGUUAAUUAUUUUUAUUGUGAAAUAUUUCAUCAGUUUGGAUUUCAAGCCUGAUCUUUUGGCAUCUUUUUAGAUAACUUUCACUCAUCUUAACUGUGUCUCACUACUCUUAACCAAUGGUUGAUCACCUAGUCGGCAGUGAUAUUAAUUCAAGAAGGAUAGCUCACAUUGAAAGCUGUUUUGGUAUCAGCGGUACGCCUCUAUCUAUACCUGGGCGUGUAUUGGUUGGUGAAGGUAUAUUAACCAAAAUAUGUCGGAAAAAGCCAAAGGCUAGACAGUUCUUUCUCUUCAACGAUAUUCUUGUCUAUGGUGAUAUUAUAAUCAAGAAGAAAAAAUAUGUCCGUCAACACAUCAUUUUGCUUGAAGAAGUAACUUUAGAUGAUAUUCCUGAAAGAAAUGAUUCUGAGGAUACAGAAGAUGGGCGACUUAAACACGGCUGGCAGAUUAAAACACCCAAUAAAUCCUUUACAGUUUAUGCUGCUAACAAAACAGAAAAACAAGAGUGGAUCAAUCAUAUAGACAAAUGUGUCAAUGAUUUAUUGAAGCGAACUGGAAAGAAACCCGCAAAUAUUCAUGCAGCAGUUUGGGUUCCUGAUACAGAAACUGAUGUUUGUAUGCACUGUAGAGCCAACUAUUUCAAUUUCAUUAAUCGACGGCACCACUGUCGCUAUUGUGGCCUAGUAAUUUGUGGAGAUUGCUCAAAAAAUAAAUUUUUGAUUCCAGCUCAAUCAUCUAAACCUGUGCGAGUCUGUGAUUCUUGUCAUAAUAUUUUAGCUAAGCAACGAUUAGGUUUAAAUUCAGUUCGAGAAACAAUGACUGCACCAAUCAAAAUUAGAGAACCACUUCCAUCUACUUCUGUAGAGGCAUCAUCGUCAUCAACACCAUCAUUCAAUGCUGAUGAAAUUAAAAGCAAAGCUAUUAUACAAAGAAAUACUCUGGUUCGCAUGGAUUCAUUCUCGUCUGAUGAAGAAUCCAAUGAAGAUCUGUCAGAAGAUCCAUUGACUAAAUUUGAUGAUUACCUGGAAGACGAGAAGCCAACUUUCUACAAUGAUGCGGACGAAAAGGAAAACAAAAGACUGGAUAACUCUUAGGAAAUCUAGCAAUGGGUACUUUUAUUUAUGGCUCGAUAAGGCAAUAAAAAUGAAAAUUUGGCGGAUAUUGAUCCAAUCAGUGAUAAGCUAUCAUUUAUUAAAUGCAUGUAUGGAAUAAAUUUAGCUAAUUUAAAUUUAAUUUCUCUAAUCGAUUGUAAUACUUCAUUCCUAAUUACUUACUAUUAUUGAAAAUUACUCAAACCAUGUAUGAUUAAGCUGAAUAAUCAAAUAGCUUAAAGGCCUGUAACUGUGAAUAAAAUAACUUUUCGAUUAAAUUA